UUUCAUAAUAUUAGAUACCAAGUUAAAAAAAGAACAAAUUUUCUAAAUUACCAUAUAUAUACUUUCUUAAAAGAUCUAUAAAUUAAGAUGGCAAGUGCUCAAUACAAUGCUGGUGAAUCCCAUGGCCAAGCUCAGGCCAACACUGAGCAGUGGGUAGAUUCUGCUAAAGGUAUAGCAAAUUCUGCUGUUGACAAGGCUGAAAAUGCUACCCAAAGAGCAAGUGAGUCAGCUGAACAAAACAAAGACCAAAAUGCUGGAUUCCUUCAGCAGAAAGGAGAGCAAAUGAUGCACAUGGCUCAAGGUGCAAUUGAUGGCGUGAAGAACACUCUUGGAAUGGGAUCAGAGAAGAAGUAAAUCAAGAGGAAUUAAACAUAAGUUUUAAUGUCCUUCUCAUUUACAGAUUCAUAUUUUUAAAAGUUUCCUGUGCCGAUAUAAUGGGUACAAGUGAUAAUAAUAAAUUAAUAAUAGUAGCUUGAUUUAGUUUCUUGUUUUAAGAUCUCUCACAAACAGCAUUUUGACUAGAUAUGAUGCUUAGGGAGAUGUGAUUUUAUAUUGUAUGUAAUAAAGCUGCUAUAAGAUAGUUUUUUUUGGUUUGUUAAAUUCAACUUUUUUU
Messenger RNA from Lycium barbarum (goji berry), 613 nucleotides. RefSeq names its product late embryogenesis abundant protein 1-like. The coding region runs from base 88 to 354 and encodes 88 amino acids. Lineage: Eukaryota; Viridiplantae; Streptophyta; Magnoliopsida; Solanales; Solanaceae. The record is from RefSeq and is a predicted model, not a curated record. The transcript has 3 exons.